AUGUCUCCAACGCUCCAGGUGACAAACAAACCGUCUUCAGUGUCAAAGAAUGAAGGCAAAAAGAUCGAGACGAAAAAGAGCUCCAAGUCAAGGUUCGUGGAGAGAAAUCGUAAAUCAGCAGAUAACCACGGUGGCAAUGCUAACGCUAGAAAAAAGAGCCUCGCUACCACAGAAAAAGAGAAACGUGGACUAAGCCCAAAGCGAGUUGAAAAAUCGUACACAAAUACCCGUGGAAGGGAAUCGGAAACAUUAUUUCGAACCUCAACCAAGGACCAAAACAUGAAUAAAGCAUCUGCUAGGUAUAAUGGCCACAAUGUUGAUACCCCAUCUGUCAGGCCUCCUAUGAAGAAGAACGUGUCAGAUCUUUUAAAGCUCCAAAAGUUGUCAGGAAAAAAGACAAGCGGCAAGUCCAUUCCCACGACUGACAACCGGCUGUUAUCCUCACGUUUGGAUCAACGGAACGUUUCAAAGAUUUCUCUCAAUCGGUCCCACUCUGAAAUCCAACAGUAUGUUGAGAACUGGUUGGAGGAGGUCAUUUCAAAUCCAGUGGUGUACAUGGUAACCUCAGAUGUUCCAGAACCGCCCCAAAAGGUUUUAUUUCAGAUUGGUGGUGAUUCAGAAACGGAGGAAACGAAGGAAACCCAGACCCAUGCAGAUGAGCAGAAGACUCCUUCUGACACUUUGAGCGCGACGGGUUCUUGUCUCUCGGUCCCCCUCCGGUCCAAAGAACAGAAACCGACAGAUGUUGAACCCGCCCACCAGCAGACUUGGCCAAGCAAUGAAUCUCAAAUGGAUAUUUCAAGCCCCAAAGAAAAGCUGAAAUCAGUCUCACAGGAACUUUGCUCGUUAAUUCAAUCAAUGCGAAUUACGUCUGACCAAUCAAGGAGUCGACUUCAUUUUUCAUCUGAGGUGGCUUCAGUAUUUGGCACCUCUUGCAGCGCCUUGCUUUCGUUUUUGUCGGUAAUGGCUCUGAGAGACGGUCUAAGGGGUGAAAGCACUGAUUCAGAAAAGGCCUCUGAAGCCAUGCUCCUCUUGAAGUUCCUGCAGAACAUUUCUGCCAUUGAAGACCAGGACGAGCAACGGGCGAGUCUGAUUGAUUUGCACAGUGGAGUGUCUCCCAAGUUCAUGAAAGAUUGGAUGGAUUUCCAAACUUGUAAGGAAAAGCUGCAGACAGAAUCACUCAUUCCCAAAUUUCAAGACACCCGAGAUUCCGUUUGGGUCCAGGAUGUUGAUCAGCUAAUAAAAGAGCUGCCCUACGACCUCAGGAUGGAGAUUUCCUCAGCGCUUCAGCAGCCUCCUGAAGAAGAGUGCACUGUUGUCGAGCCUAAGGGCGAUUCCUCAGAAUCAGCAGAUGAGAAGGUUUUGCAAGACAGCGACUUAAAACAAUGCUGUGAUAAUUCCUCCAUUCAUGUAAACACAAACGAUAAGAACGAUGGCUCAUCAUGGACUGGAGAGAUGGAAGAUCAACCUGAUCAGGAAAUAGGCCGUGACAGGAAAGAACCAAUAGCAGGGGAGCACCAAGUUAAUGAAGGAAAUAUAAAGGAUACAGAAGAUCACAUGGAGGAAUCAAAAGAGGCAAUGGAUGAAGGUGAGAUGGAACGAAAAGGUAGUGAGGAGUAUGUAGAGGAAGAGGCAGUAUCUAAAGAUGAUGAUGAAGAUGACAUUGAGGAAAAGAAGGAAGCAGAAGGGACAGAGGUCUUAGACGAGGACCACAAUGAAAAGCUCAAUGGAGACAUACUUGGACCUAUUAUGGAUGAGAAGAAACAGACAGAGAAGUUGGAAGAGGAUGAGGAUGAUAGUCAAGAAACCUUUCCUGAGGAAAAAGACAGAUUAGGAUGUUCCUUAGAACCAAACCCAUUGGUAGAAGGAACAACAAAAGAAGCAACAGAGGUCUUAAGUGAGGACCCGCACAAUACGGCUCAUGAUAAUAUGGACACACCCGAACCUACUACAGAUGAGGAAGAAGAUGAAAUACAACAGAUGGAGGAUGCAAGGGUAACAACUUCAGAAGAAGAAUCUACAGACAAAGUGGAAAAGCCAAGUUGUACAACAAGGGAAGCAGAAAGUGAAGAUGACUUGGGAUGUUGGCAAGAACCAAACCCAGAGGUAGAAGGUCAAGCAAGUCUCCCUGACAUUGAUGAUGAAGAAGAAGGAAACAAGGGGGAAAAUGAUGCUGUAGACAUACCUGAAUCUACUUCAGAAAACGUAGAUCUACAGAAGCAGGAGGAGAAUGAGGAUACUCGAGAAACCAGUCCAGAGGAAACAUUUAUGGAUCAAGUAGACGUGGCUGGCCAGACACCCGCUGAAGCACAGAGCGAAGACGACCUGGAGAUAGAGGCGAGUCCCCAUGACGAGGGAAUUGAAGAAAUUGAAGAAGAUGAAAAGGACAAUGAUGAAAUUGAAAGGAUUGUUGAAAGUAUCGUUACCAAUCCAGAACCUACUCUAGAAAAGAAAUCGGAAAUUGAGCAGACAGUUGAGCCGGAGGAGAUUGAAGAGGGCAAUUUUCCCAAGGAAGAAUCUGAAGAAGUGAAGUCAAGUGGGACACCAACUGAACAAGCGAGUGAAGAUGACCUUAAAUGCUUUCAAGAACCAAAUCCAGAAGUCCAGGUUUCGGACGAGGAACAAGAACAUUUACCAGAACAGACAGAGAAACUAGAUGAAGACACGUGUCCUGAGGAAGAAUCCGGAGAGGAAGUGGAGAAGACAAACCUUACAGCCAGUGAGACCUUUUGUACAAGCCCACAGAUGGAAAAAGAUCAUUUCAACAAGGAACAUGGCACUGAAUCAUCACUGGAGCAUGAGCGCUUUGAGGAGAACACAGCUCUUGAAAAUGAGGUAGAGAUCUUUCCUCAGGGCCAAAGCAACAAUCUCACCCACCCGGUGGAAAUAUCCCAAGACCUCCUGGACUUUGUUAACUCUGCCCUACAGUCCUCCUCACUCAUAUUUAUGUACGACAAUCACGGCAACAUUAGAAUCGAGCAGGAUCGUACUCAAAUCGGAAAAAUGAAGAAAACACUCAACCCAACGAGCCAAAGACUUUCUAGCUAUGGUUCCAGAUGCCUCCAGAGCCCGAUCACCUCAGAUUUAUCAGACUACAGACCCGAAAGUUUGGAAAGCGGUGGAUAUCAAAGCCAAGACUCUGUAGCCAUCAUUUCGGAGAGUAACGAAGAUGAAGGCUCGAUUAAAAGAGCUAAUCUAGAGUUGACUACCUCCAAGAUAUCCACAAGUCAUUCCGAAGGUGGCAAUUCCUUUUCAGGUGACUCAAAAGGCUCAAAGGCAACUUUGUCUUGUCUCAGAAAGGAGGACAACGACCCAGCCCCGAAGACAGAACAGAAUCCGGAACCCGGCAACGGGGUCUUGAUUGACCAAGGUCGAUGGUUGCUCAAGGAAAACCACCUGAUCAGAAAUUCACCACCUGUCUCUGAGGGCAUGUACAGAGAUUUGGACAGCACCUCCCAAGACACAAGGAACUCCAGCGAGGAGUCACAGAACCACCAAAUAAACCAGACCACCCUCCUCGAAGCUAUAUCCUCCUCUGAACUGGAAGAACUUGCCAAGCCUCAACCCCCAAGAUGCAACUACUUCACCAUGCCACACGGAAGCGACUCAGACCCAUUCCUGGACAACGAUAGCGACCAAAGCCAGAGCAAAGAAACAAACCGGGCGAAAGGGAGCGGCUUCAGGGUGGCGCCGGUGGUUGACACCUCCAAAACGUGGGCCAGCAAGAAUGGCAGCCUUUCAUCUUUUGCAUCGGUGGAGUUUAAAAUAGCAGAUAGAAAAGUGUAUCCCGAGGGAGGGGAGUCCUCCACCGGGGUAGAAGCACGAGGAGGGAACUCAAGGCACCAAUCACAAGACUCCACAGAUGCAAUGAGUUUGAGGUGCGGACAAUAUUGCCAAAUUCUAUAACUGGUCACACAAACUUAUUUUUGAAAAUGUAAGACUUUGAUAUUCAUCUCAAGAAUUGAAAAUAUUCUUUCUUGAACGAUUUCAUAACAAAACAAGAACCACUUUGUAAGUGAAGAAAUGAAAUGACCUCACAUUAUAUGUUCUUUCAAUUGACUGUCUGCCAA
Molecule: messenger RNA, 4070 nt
Organism: Syngnathus typhle (broad-nosed pipefish)
Lineage: Eukaryota; Metazoa; Chordata; Actinopteri; Syngnathiformes; Syngnathidae
Exons: 1
Coding region: 1-3906 (1301 amino acids)
Biological process (GO): photoreceptor cell development; retina development in camera-type eye; axoneme assembly
Cellular component (GO): axoneme
Source: RefSeq, a predicted model, not a curated record